Molecule: messenger RNA, 13049 nt
Organism: Syngnathus acus (greater pipefish)
Lineage: Eukaryota; Metazoa; Chordata; Actinopteri; Syngnathiformes; Syngnathidae
Gene: wdfy3
Product: WD repeat and FYVE domain containing 3
Exons: 67
Coding region: 438-11180 (3580 amino acids)
Molecular function (GO): protein binding; metal ion binding
Source: RefSeq, a predicted model, not a curated record
CUCGUGGCCGCCGUUGCACGUCCUUCCAGGGGCUUGUCUUCUUCCUUCCCACCGGCAGAUGUCAGCUUCGCUCCUCGGCGUGUUGUUCCCGGCUCUCUGACUGCUCGCUCAGUCAGUGCUCGGCUCUACUGGAGGGAUGCUCGCCGACCGACUGGGAAAACGAGGAGCUCCGCGCUAAGCUUUUUUGUUUGUUGUUGUUUUUUUCCUCCUUUGGUGUGUGUGUAUGUUAAGCGAGGAAAGAAUGGCCACCGGGCGGCACUGAAGCAGCGGGAGCGGCGGACCGAGGCGUCCCGUGUAACCUUAUGGAUGUACGUGGAGGCCGCCCGCCCGGAGCUCCUCGACGCGCCGCUGCACUCCUCCCCUCAGAGUCCGGGCCAAGUGUUUUGCAGUGACCGCUACUUGGCUGGGCGAGCUUCGUCCUGAGCAAGCCUCUCAAGAUGAACAUGAUGAAAAGGAUCAUGGGGCGGCCGCGUCAGGAGGAGUGCAGCCCGCAGGACAAUGCCUUGGGCCUGAUGCACCUGCGGCGCCUCUUCUCCGAACUCUGCCACCCUCCCCGUCACAUGACGCAGAAGGAGCAGGAGGAGAAGCUCUACAUGAUGCUGCCCGUCUUCAACAGGGUUUUUGGGAAUGCGGCUCCCAGCAGCAUGACGGAGAAAUUCUCGGACCUGCUGCAGUUCACCACGCAGGUGUCCCGCCUCAUGGUGACCGAGAUCAGGCGUAGGGCCUCCAACAAAUCCACCGAAGCGGCCAGCCGAGCCAUCGUGCAAUUCCUGGAGGUGAACCAGAGCGAGGAGGCCAGUCGCGGCUGGAUGCUCCUCACCACCAUCAACCUAUUGGCCUCCUCGGGACAGAAAACGGUGGACUGCAUGACAACUAUGUCUGUGCCAUCCACGCUGGUCAAAUGUCUCUACCUGUUCUUUGACCUCCCACACAUGGCGGAGGCCCCGGUGGGCCCCGCCGCGCCCCCUCCCACCUCGCCGCCGGCCUCCCAGGACAAGACGUCCGGCCCGGGCCAGCCCCCCGCGGAGCUGCCCCCGGCCGACCGCCGGGCGAUGCUGCAGAAAGUCUUUGUCCAGAUCCUGGUGAAGUUGUGCACGUUUGUGUCCCCGGCGGAGGAGCUGGCCCAGAAGGACGACCUGCACCUGCUGUUCAGUGCCAUCACGUCCUGGUGCCCGCCGCACAACCUGCCCUGGAGGCGGAGCGCCGGAGACGUGCUCACCACCAUCUCGCGACACGGACUCAGCGUCAACGUGGUCAAAUACAUCCACGAGAAGAAAUGCCUGUCCACGUGCGUUCAGAACAUGCAGCAGUCGGACGAUCUUUCACCGCUGGAGAUCGUGGAGAUGUUUGCAGGCCUGUCCUGCUUCCUCAAGGACUCCAGCGACGUGUCGCAGACGCUGCUGGACGACUUCCGCAUGUGCCAGGGCUACAACUUUCUGUGUAACCUCAUGCUCAGGCUGGAGCAGGCCAAGGAGGACGAAUCCAGGGACGCCCUGAAGGACCUGGUCAACCUGGUGACCCGUCUGACCACCUACGGUGUGACGGAGCUCAAACCGGCCGGCCUGACCACGGGGGCGCCCUUCUUGCUGCCGGGAUUCGUCCUCCCUCAGCCGUCAGCCAAAGGGCAGACGGUGCGCAACAUCCAGGCCUUCUCGGUGCUGCAGAACGCCUUCCUGCAGGCCAAGAGCGGGCGGCUGGCCUGCACGCUACUGGAUGCGGUGGGCGCCGUCUACGCCGCCGACCCGGCCAACUACUUCAUCCUGGAGUCGCAGCACACGCUGUCGCAGUUCGCCGAGCGCGUGGCCCGCCUGCCCGAGGAGGCGCAGGUCAAAUAUUUCCAGCUUCUGGACUUUGUGGUCUUCAGCCUCAACUACGUGCCCUGCAAGGAGCUGUUCAGCGUCAGCGUGCUGCUCAAGGCCAGCGCCUCGCACGCCUGCAGCAUGACGGCCGUGCGCGCCCUCCUCAGGAUGGCCCGCCACGACCCCGUCUUUGCCGACGUGCUGCGGGAGGUGGGGCUGUUGGAGGUGCUGGUCAACCUGCUGCACAAAUACGCCGCCCUCCUCAAGGACCCCGCCACCCAGCAGCAGCAGCAGCACAACGACCAGGCCGAGUGUAAGAACAACGCGGCGGCCGAGGAGCAGAAGCAGCUGGCCUGGCUAGUCAUGGAGACGCUCACCGUGCUCCUGCAGGGCUCGCACGCCAUCAACACCAACGCAGCCUUGUUUCGUGAGUUUGGGGGCGCACGCUGCGUGCACAACAUCGUCAAGUACCGGCAGUGCCGCGAGCACGCGCUGCUCAUCAUCCGGCAGCUGGUGCUGUCGCCCAGCGGCGACGACGACAUGGGAACGCUGCUGGGGCUCAUGCACUCUGCGCCGCCUGCCGAACUGCAGCUCAAGACGGACAUACUCCGGGCCUUGCUGUCCGUGCUGCGUGAGAGCCACCGCACGCGGACGGUCUUCCGCAAGGUGGGCGGCUUCGUGUACGUGACGUCGCUGCUGGUGGCCACGGAGCGCUCGCUCUGUCCGGGUCAGCCGCCACGCACGCCCUCCCACGCCGCCCAGAACCAGAACCAAGUCUUUGAGCUGCUGUACACCGUCUUCUGCACGCUCACUGCCGCCAUGCGAUACGAGCCCGCCAACUCGCACUUCUUCCGCACCGAGAUCCAGUACGAGAAGCUGGCCGACGCCGUCAGGCUGCUGGGCUGUUUCUCGGACACCAAGAAGCUGGGCCCCACCGCCGUCUUCCCGUCCAACUCGGAGCCCUUCCAGAGGCUUCUGGAGGAUGAGGCCGCCCCCGGCGGAGACGGUGUGUGUCCCACCCUCAGACACUGCGCCAAGCUCUUCAUCUACUUAUACAAAAUGGCCACCGACUCCUUUGACAGUCGCGCCGAGCAGGUCCCCCCCUGCCUGACUCACGAGACCUCGCUGCCCUCGCCCUGGGGCACGCCCGCUCUCGCCCGUAAGAGGCACGGCUACAACGGUUCAUCGGCCCCCCCGGCGCCAGUCAAGCUUCUGACAGAGCUGAAACUGCACUCCUCCAAUCCCGUCCCUUCAACCCCCCCCUCCUCCUGCUCCUCCUCCUCGGGGGGCGACAUGGUGGUCAUCCACCCGGGUGCCGUGCUGGCCAUGGUGGACCUGCUGCCGUCCGUCUCCUCCGAAAGCCAGCCUGAGCACGCUUUGGACCUGCAGCUGGCGGUGGCCAACAUCCUUCAGCUGCUGGUGAGCAGCGAGCGGAACCAGCAGGUCCUGUGCGAGGCGUCCCUGCACCAGCGUCUGCUGCAGCGAUGCAGUCAGGCGCUGGGCGACGAGGACCACCCACUGCACCCGCCGCUGCAGCGCAUGUUUGAGAGGCUGGCCUCGCAGGCACUGCAACCUGCCGCGCUCAGGGAGUUCCUGCGUCUGGGCAACCCGCUCAACUGCGGCGCCUGGGACAAGAAGCUGCUCAAGCAGUACCGCGUGCACAAGCCCAGCUCGCUCAGCUACGACUCCGACCCGCGAGGCAACAUGACGACGUCGAUGGAGGGCUUCGGCACCGACGGCGUGUUUGCCACACCAGGCGAGGACGGCGGCCAGCAGGCUGGCCAGUACCGGAUCAGCCGGAGCCUGGUGCGCUCGGCCGAGGCCAGCGCCGUGCCGCUCACCCGCGUCAAGUGUUUGGUCUCCAUGACAACGCCGCAUGACAUUCGUCUGCACGGCUGCGCCGACACGCCCGCCUACGUCGAGUUCGACGCCUCGCUCGAGGGAUUCGGGUGUUUGUUCCUGCCCAGCCUGGCUCCUCACAACGCGCCCGGCAACAACAGCAACUCGUCAGGCAUCGGCGACGGCGACGUCAUCAGCGGCUUGGGCACAGGAGAGCGUUUGUUCCCCCCACCGUCAGGCCUGAGCUACUCCAGCUGGUUCUGCGUGGAGCGCUUCAGCACACCGCCGCAUAGCCACCCGGUGCGCUUGCUGACGGUGGUGCGGCGCGCCACGUCCUCGGAGCAGCACUUUGUGUGCCUGGCCGUGGUGCUGUCGGCCAAAGACCGCUCGCUCACCGUCUCCACCAAGGAGGAGCUGCUGCAGACCUACUCGGACGAGUCCAGCGAGGAGGCGUCUUUCUACGAGAUCCUUCCCUGCUGCGCCCGAUUCCGCUGUGGCGAGCUGAUUGCCGAGGGCCAGUGGCACCACCUGGUGUUGGUCAUGAGCAAGGGCAUGCUCAAGAACAGCAUGGCCUCGCUCUACCUGGACGGACAGCUCGUCAACACCGUCAAGCUCCACUACGUGCACAGCGUGCCCGGGGGCUCGGGCUCGACCAACCCCCCAGUGGCCAGCACGGUGUACUGCUACGUGGGCACGCCCCCCGCCCAGCGCCAGCUGUCAAGCCUGGUGUGGCGUCUGGGGCCGUGCUACUUCCUGGAGGAGGCGCUGCCCGCCGCCAGCGUGGCCGCCAUCUUCGAGCUGGGCCCGACCAACGUGGGCAGCCUGCAGGCCGUCGACCUGCUCUGUAAGGAGUCCAAGGCGGAGGUGGCGCCGCCGCCCGCCCCGGUGGCGCUGGUGCCAGAGGAGAAGGUGUCCUUCAGCCUGUUUGCCGUCUCUGUGUCCACGUUGACCGUGGCCAAGAUCAGGAAGGUCUACAACAAGCUGGACAGCAAGGCCAUCGCCAAACAGCUGGCCGUGUCCUCCCACGAAAACGCCACGCCAGUCAAACUGAUCCACAACGCGGCCGGCCACCUCAAUGGACCCGCCCGCACCAUCGGCGCCGCUGUCAUCGGCUAUUUGGGGGUGCGCGCCUUCUCGCCCCAGCCGGUUGCCACCAUCCUACAAUACGUCGGCGGGGCAGCGGCCAUUUUGGGUCUGGUCGCAAUGGCGUCGGACGUGGAGGGUCUGUACGCUGCCGUCAAGGCGCUGGUCUGCGUGGUGAAGAGCAACCCGCUGGCCAGCAAGGAGAUGGAGCGUAUCAAGGGAUACCAGCUGCUGGCCAUGCUGCUGAAGAAGAAACGCUUGCUGCUCAACAGCCACAUCCUGCACCUCACCUUCUCCCUGGUGGGUACGGUGGACAGCGGGCACGAGACCUCCAUCAUUCCCAACUCCACCGCCUUCCAGGACCUCCUCUGCGAUUUUGAGGUGUGGCUGCACGCCCCUUAUGAACUUCACCUCUCUCUCUUUGAGCAUUUCAUUGAGCUUCUGACCGAGUCCAGCGAGGCGGCAAAGAACGGCAGGCUGCUACGUGAGUUCCAGCUGGUGCCCAGGCUGCUGCUGACGCUGCGCGACACGUCGCUAUCGCAGCCCACCGUGGCCGCCAUCAGCAACGUGCUCAGCCUGCUGCUGCAGGGCUUCCCUAACCCCCUUGACCUGCUCAGGUUCGGUCAGUUCCUUUCGUCCACGCUGCCCACGUUCGCCGUGUGCGAGAAGUUUGUGGUGAUGGAGAUCAACAACGAGGAGAAGACGGACGCGGGCAGCGAGGACGACUUUGGCGGCCUGUUGUCGGCCAACCUCAUCCUGUUGCGCAACAGGCUGCUGGACAACCUGCUGAGGCUGCUCUUCACCACCAAGGACAAGACUGUCAUCAACGCCCAGGCCUGCGAGGACCUGGUGCGCACUCUCGGCCUGGACUGGCUGCUGAUGUUCAUGGAGGAGCACCUCCACUCCAGCACGGUGGCGGCGGCCCUGUGGAUCCUCACCGUGCUUCUGUCCAACCCGGCCGUCUUGCACCGCUUCAAGGAGGGCGCUUGCGGCGGCGGCUGGCUGGACCACACCGACUCGGUGCUCACCAACAAGAUCGGCACCGUGCUGGGCUUCAACGUGGGCCGCAGCGCCGGCGGGCGCUCCACCGUGCGGGAGAUCAACCGCGACGCCUGCCACUUCCCGGGCUUCCCGGUGCUGCAGACGCUGCUGCCCAAGCACACCAACGUGCCCGAGCUCUACUUCCUGCUGAUGGCGCUCUUCCUGCAGCAGCCCGUCACCGAGCUGCCGGACAGCCUGCAGCCAAUUGAGAGUGCAGCCGAUUCAUCUGGAAAAGUCGUAGCGUUGGACCUGGACUCCAUGUGGACGUUCAUCUUUGGGGUGCCGGCGUCCAGCGCCACGGCGGUGGGCUCCAUCCACAGUGUAUGCACCGAGGCCGCUUUCCUCCUGCUCGCUAUGCUGCGCAGCAUGCUCAACCUGCCGUGGCAGUCGGAGGAGGAGGGCUCGUGGCUGCGAGAGUACCCGGUGACGCUGAUGCAGUUCUUCCGCUACCUGUACCACAACGUCCCCGACCUGGCCCCCAUGUGGCACGGUCCCGACUUCCUGUGCGCUCUGGCCGCCACAGUCUUCCCCUUCAACAUGAGGCCGUACUCUGAGAUGGUGAGCGACCUGGACGACGAGGCGGGCUCACCCAUCGAGGAGCUGAAGGCAUUCGGUUCGGACUCGGGCAUGAACCGCAGCCAGUCCGAGUACUGCAACGUGGGCUCCAAGACCUCGCUCACCAACCACCCGGCCAAGAAGUAUGUCUUGGACUUCAUGAGGGCGCUCAUCAUGGACAACAUGUGUAUCACGCCCGCCGCCAAGCAGACGCCCGUCAUCGACCUGCUGCUGGAGGCAUCCCCGGAGCGUUCCACCAGAACUCAGCAGAAGGAGUUCCAGUCCAACAUCCUGGACGGCGUGAUGGAGCACCUGCUGGCUGCUGACGUUCUGCUGGGCGAGGAUUCGUCCCUGCCGCUUAGCGGCGGCGGCAGCUACCAGAUCCUGGUGUACAACGUCUUCUACUUCUGCCAGCGCGUGGUGGACAAGCUGUGGCAGGGCAUGUUCAACAAGGACUCCAAGUUGGUGGUGGACUUCAUCGUGCAGCUCAUCGGACAGUCCAAGAGGCGGUCUCAGGGUCUCUCCCUGGACGUGCUGUACCACUGCCUAAACCGCACGGUGCUCUACCAGCUGUGCCGUCCGCACAAGACUGUGGCGCAGCAGGUGGCGCUGUUGGACGCGCUACGAGUUCUCACCGUUAAUCGCAACCUGGUGCUGGGCCCCGGCAACCACGACCAGGACUUUGUGGCCUGCCUGUCGCACUGCUUCAUCUGCCUGCACGCCGGCAGCAGCGUGGAGGGCUUUGGCCUGGAGGCGGAAGCCCGUAUGACCACGUGGCACGUUAUGAUUUCACCAGAAAACGAAAGCGACUCAACACACAACCACGACGUCAGCGAAGGGCGCCAGCUUUUAUUGAAGGCGGUGAACCGCGUGUGGACGGAGCUGAUGCACAGUAAGCGUCAGAUGCUCGAGGACAUCUUCAAGGUGUCCCUGCCCUGCAACGACCGCGGCCACGUUGACAUCGCCACGGCCCGACCCGCCCUGGAGGAGCCCGCGCUCAAGAGCUGGCAAAACCACCUGGUCCACGAGAAGAAGUGCAUCAGCCGCGGUGAGGCGGCGGCACCGGCGGUGGCGACCCAGUCCAAACUGUCACGGGUCAGCAGCGGUUUCGGCCUGUCCAAGCUGACGGGCGUGCGCCGCCACAAGAAGGAGAACAGCCUGAGCAAGAGCAGCCUCUCAGCACAGGCCAGCGAAGCUUUCCAGUGGAUGUUCACGCACAUCGCCGUGGUGAGAGACCUGGUGGCCAUGCAGUACAAAGAACACCAAGAGCGGCAGCAGAACGCGCUUAAGUACGUGACGGAGGAGUGGGCGUCCAUCGAGUACGAGCUUCUCCGCGAGCGAGGGCUGUGGGGGCCCCCCAUCGGCUCCCACCUGGACAAGUUCGUGUUGGAGAUGACGGAGGGCCCGUGCCGCAUGCGCAAAAAGAUGGUGCGCAACGACAUGUUCUACAUCCACUACCCUUACAUCCCUGACACGGAAAACAACACCAAUUCGGCACAGAAGCCGGUGCGCUACCGUCGUGCCAUCAGCGCAGACAGCAAAGAGUACUACAUGCGCCUUCUGUCGGGCAACCCCGGGAUGUACCAACACUCGGUGGAGCACAGCAGCGAGGGCGAGACCACGCAGCACGAACCCGAACACGGCGAGGACACCAUCGCAAGGGUCAAAGGUCUGGUGAAAGCGCCGCUGAAGCGCUCUCGGUCAACGGCGGACGGCGGCGACGAGGAUGCUCAGGAUCAGAUCCAGGAUCAGCUGAUAGAGUCCGGGGGACCCGAGGAGGAGCAGCAGCAGCGCACUGACAACACCGCUCUGCUGCGACUGCUGGAGGAGGGGGAGAAGAUCCAGCACAUGUACCGCUGCGCCCGCGUUCAGGGUCUGGACACCAGCGAGGGUUUGCUGCUCUUUGGAAAAGAGCACUUCUACGUCAUUGAUGGCUACACCAUGACCGUGUCCAGAGAGAUCAGAGACAUUGACACGCUGCCGCCCAACUUGCACGAGGCCAUCAUCCCCAGAGGUGCACGGCAGGGUCAAAGUCAGCUGAAGCGGACGUGCAGCAUCUUCGCCUACGAGGACAUCAAGGAGGUGCACAAGCGACGUUACCUGCUGCAGCCGAUGGCAGUGGAGGUGUUCUCCGCCGAUGGGAGGAACUACCUACUGGCUUUCCAGAAAGGAGUGCGCAACAAAGUCUAUCAAAGGUUCCUGGCAGUGGUACCGUCGCUGGCUGACAGCUCCGAGUCGGUAUCGGGACAAAGACCAAACACAAGCGUAGAACAAGGGUCUGGUCUCCUCAGCACUUUAGUGGGUGAGAAGUCUGUGACUCAACGUUGGGAGCGAGGGGAGAUCAGUAACUUUCAAUACCUGAUGCACCUCAACACUCUGGCGGGACGCUCCUACAACGACCUGAUGCAAUACCCCGUCUUCCCCUGGAUCCUGGCCGACUUUGACUCCGAGGAGUUGGAUCUGAACAACCCCAAGACCUUCCGCAAUCUCGCCAAGCCCAUGGGGGCGCAGACGGACGACCGAUUGACGCAGUACAAGAAGCGAUACAAAGACUGGGAGGACCCCAAUGGCGAAACACCCGCCUACCACUACGGUACACACUACUCGUCUGCCAUGAUCGUGGCCUCCUACCUGGUGCGCAUGGAGCCUUUCACGCAGAUUUUCCUUAGACUUCAGGGUGGCCAUUUUGACCUGGCCGACCGGAUGUUCCACAGCGUGCGCGAGGCCUGGCUGUCGGCCGCCAAGCACAACAUGGCCGACGUUAAGGAGCUCAUCCCUGAGUUUUUUUACCUGCCAGAGUUCCUGCUCAACUCCAACAACUUUGAUCUGGGUGCCAAGCAGAACGGCACCAAGCUGGGCGACGUCAUCCUGCCUUCCUGGGCCAAGGGCGACCCCCGGGAGUUCAUUCGGGUUCACAGAGAGGCGCUGGAGUGUGAGUUUGUGUCAGCGCACCUCCACGAGUGGAUUGACCUGAUCUUCGGCUACAAGCAGCAAGGUCCUCCUGCCGUGGAGGCCGUCAACGUUUUCCACCAUCUCUUCUACGAGGGCCAGGUGGACAUUUAUAACAUCAACGACCCUCUCAAAGAGACCGCCACCAUCGGAUUCAUCAACAACUUUGGGCAGAUCCCCAAGCAGCUGUUUAAGAAGCCCCACCCGCCUAAACGGGUGCGCAGCAAAGCUAACGGCGACCCCGCCAACGUUCCUCCGAGCUCCACCGGGGAGAAGAUCUUCUUUUACCACCUGGACAACCUCAGACCCUCACUGGCCCCCGUCAAAGAGCUGAAGGAGCCUGUUGGUCAGAUAGUGUGCACCGACAAAGGCAUCCUCGCCGUGGAGCAGAACAAAGUGCUGACUCCGCCGACGUGGAACAAGACUUUUGCGUGGGGCUACGCCGACCUCAGCUGCCGCCUGGCCAACUACGAGUCAGAUAAGGCUUUAGUGGUGUAUGAGUGUUUGUCCGAGUGGGGUCAGAUCUUGUGCGCCAUCUGCCCCAACCCCAAGCUGAUGAUCACGGGCGGCACCAGCACAGCCAUUUGCGUUUGGGAGACUGGCACAUCCAAAGAGCGAGCCAAGACGCUCACGCUCAAGCAGGCAUUGCUGGGUCACACGGACGCCGUCACGUGUCUGACAGCCUCGUCCGCUUACCACAUUGUGGUGAGCGGCUCUCGGGACAGAACCUGCAUCGUAUGGGACCUCAACAAGCUUUCCUUUGUCACGCAACUACGAGGACACCGCGCCCCCGUCUCCGCGCUCUGCAUCAACGAACUCACGGGUGACAUUGUGUCAUGCGCGGGCACGUACAUCCAUGUGUGGAGCAUCAACGGCAGCCCCAUCGCCAGCGCCAACACCUUCACGGGACGCAGCCAGAGCAUCACGUGCUGCUGCGUAUCAGAGAUGAACGAGUGGGACACACACAACGUCAUCGUCACAGGACACUCGGACGGCGUCGUCAGGUUCUGGAGGAUGGAGUUCCUCCAGGUCCCAGAGACCCCCGCCCCCAUACCCGUCGAGCCCGAUGUUACCGACUGCUGCGGUGACGACAAACUCGAAGGCGGCGACGAGGACAGCAGCGACUCAGACGGAGAAGAGGCAAGAGGAGCAGGAAGUGGUCUAAGUCAGGAAAACAAAGCAGCAUGCAACCCAUCUAGUCAGCCGGGGAGCCAACCGGGCAGCACCGUACACAGACCCAGAGGGCCAUCCGCCAGAGGCGGCGCGGCAUGGUCGAUGGACAGCGGCUCGGACGACUCUCGCCGUUGGUCUGACAGCUUGAGCAUCGAUGAAAAGGACGGCUUUGUGUUUGUCAACUACUCGGAGGGCCAACACAAGGGCGCACAUCCUCACCAUGUGCACCCCCAUGGUCUCAACAGUGCCAACACUCAGCCGGCGCACCCGCCCUCCGCCGAGGCGCGCGCCUUCAACCAGCUCAGGGCAGGUUACAGGUGGGAGCGACAGCUGGUCUUCCGCAGCAAACUCACCAUGCACACGGCGUUCGACCGCAAGGACAACGCGCACCCCGCCGAGAUCAGCGCGCUCGCCAUAUCCAAGGACCACAGUAAGAUCCUGGUGGGCGACGGGCGCGGUCGGGUCUUCAGCUGGUCAGUGAGCGACCAGCCGGGGCGCUCAGCCGCCGACCACUGGGUGAAGGACGAGGUGGUGGACAGCUGCUCGGGGUGCGCCGUGCGAUUCUCCCUCACCGAGAGGCGUCACCACUGCCGCAAUUGCGGACAGCUCUUUUGUCAAAAGUGCAGCCGCUUCCAGUCGGAGAUCAAGCGGCUGAAGAUCUCGUCGCCGGUGCGCGUGUGCCAUAAUUGCUACUGCAACCUGCAGCACGAGCGCGCCGCCAACGACGAGCACAAGAACUGAGCGCGCCACCGCCAUCUUUGUCGUCGUCAUACUUAAGGUGUUAAUAGUGUACAUAUACAUGUAAUCGCGGCCUUUUGAACAACCGCAACAAAUGUAAGAUAGCGGCUAGCAGGUGGACGUCAAAGAAAUGUGAAUGUCACUCAUGAAGAAUAAUGUCACUCGUUCUGCAAAAUUUGGCCACUGUUUUUUUUUUUGUUGGUAUUUUUUUUUUAGUUGCUGCUUUCUGAAGAGACUGGAUGAACAUGUUGGAAUAUCACAUCUUAUAUCUUGAAAUAACUUUCAUAUGAAUAAUGUCUGGUCAAUCUUAAGUUGGUGUACAGGAUUUUCUACCAAAAGGGAUUUACUUCUCUGUGUGUAUGUUGUUGUUUUUAAUAGAAAGAUAUCAUUUGUUGCCCGCGCCCGCAAGCGUGAUCAUCAUGUCAUGACGUAUUAUGGCAAAAACAAACAUGGUCCAGAUGCUGCUUUGGUUGCAAACAGCAGGAAUGUAAACAACAUUUAAACACAUCGUUAAUUGGGUGUUUGUUUGUUUUUCCCCCCAUGUUUUGAACCUGGUUGCAGCCAACUGUGAGUGGCAAUAACAAUACAUCAGAAAUGUACAUGGAAAAAAAGCAUGAAAUUAGUGAAAAGUAAAAUGCAAUUUUGGAGGAUUUUUUUAAAAAAAAUUUAAAACAAGAUUUUGACUUUGGCAAAAGAAACUCGGAUUGUUCCUAAUUUUUAUUCUUACAACUUUUCUGAAAAAAAUAUAAAUUCCUCUCAGACAGUUACCAUUUUGUGACUUUAAUCUCAUUAUAACCAUUUUCCUCCUAAAAAAAUCCUUAAUUCAAUCAGAAUAUUUAGCCUUUUUUUGUUUAUGUAACUUUAGAGUGCUGUCUAAAAACAGUGGAGUCUUCGUAUUCCAAAUUAUUUCUUGAAAAAGAGAAAGACCAUUUGUGUACUUCUGUUGUCAUUUUGUUGCAAUGUUAACUUGUUGACUCAAAAUUGCAACAUAUUUCCUAAUAAGAAAGAAAAUCGGACUUUUUUCUUUAUUUCCCCAUCAAAUAUAUAUAUUUUUUCAUUUCUGACGUUCAUUUCCCUCCCCGCACCUUUGGAAACCUGACCACUAGAGGUCGCCAAAUCCCAGGGCAAGCUUGAGCCUCUUUAAAUCUUAAUGUUAUUUUAUUUUUUUUAAAACCGAUUCUUUUGCUUUUCAUUGGCGGCCACGAAAAGACGAAAUGGUUGUAGCCAGGUUCACUAACACUCAUGGUAGUGGCGGCCAUUGUUGAUCAAGUCAUAGCGUUGGGUGUCCUUGUCAAUCCGCAAUGUGCAAAAGAGGAAUUUGGGGAGUUGGACUUUUUAGUUUUUAUAUUGUUUGCGCGGUCACUAAAGACAUUUCACGUGUACAAAGUAUUUAUGCACAACAGCUGCUUAUACAUGUUUUUUUUUUACAUAUAUAUAUAUAUACAAAAAAGAAGAUUGUUGCAUGAGCAAAGCGGAUUGACUUGAUAUGUCAAUACCACAAGACUUGUCAGUACCACAACAAGUCUUUUUGUGUGUUUGUGUCGCGUUUUGCAAGGAAAAGACACUUUCAUGGGCUGGGCCCGACGUGACACUCACAAGUACACGACCGCUCGUCCGCUUGGGAAAAAAAAAAAAACGUCGCUUGUGGUGGGGUCUGCCAUAUGAACACUGCUGUGCAAUCUGUGCUACAUGAAUGUUUCUGUUUCUUCUUGCUUCUGCUUCUUGUGUGUUUGUUAACACCACAAACGUGUAAAAACGAGAAAAGAACAAAUAAUUACACUCCUGUCAUCGUCAUGGAAACAAGAUGUUACAAUAAUGCAAUAGAGCUGAUACUUAUUCUUUAGCCUUUCAAUAAAUAAUUGGUGUUUACCA